This is a messenger RNA of Anthostomella pinea, 1155 nucleotides long. The record is from the annotation of a GenBank genome assembly. NCBI's taxonomy places the organism in Eukaryota, Fungi, Ascomycota, Sordariomycetes, Xylariales, Xylariaceae.
AUGCUCAUUGCAAAAUGCGCCGGUAAGAGCACAGUUGCUCAAUACCUGAUAGACCACCACGGCUUCAAGAAGCUGCAUCUAGAAGCCCCAAAGCCGGCUCCUCAGGUCAACGGCAAUGACAAUGGCAAUGGCAAUGGGACGUCAUCUACAUCCACUUCUGCGUCCGACGCAAACACAGCAGCAGAUACACCGGAUCACUCAAGGCAGGAGCAGAGCAACCUCCCGCUACGUCUGAAGCAAACCAGGACGCCGGAGUCAUCAUCACCACACACCUUCGCCACCGCAACAGCCCUGCUGGACUUCGUGACCAAGCACUGGCGCUCCGGCUGGGUGACGACAGACAUCCACGACGAGGCAGUCCUGGACGCCCUCAGCCGGCGGCCCUUCUUCAUCCUCAUCAGCGUGGACGCGCCCCUGACAGUGCGGUGGCGGCGGCGGCAACAGAAGCAGCAACAACAGCAGAACAUACAGAACCAGAACCAGACCCCUGCGCCCAUCACCCUCGAAGACUUCGUCACGCAGUCCGACGCGCACCUCUACGCGCCCACAACCGGCGUCCUCCCCCUAAUCAGCCGCGCCACGGUCCGCCUCCUCAACACCUCAACCUCCCUAGCGCACCUCUACGCCACGCUCGGCAAGCUCGACCUUACGAACCCGGACCGGCUACGCCCAAGCUGGGACAGCUACUUCAUGUCCCUCGCCUCCCUAGCAGCGCAGCGCUGCAACUGCAUGAAGCGCGCCGUAGGCUGCGUGCUAGUAGACGCCAGGCACCACGUGAUCAGCACGGGCUACAACGGCACGCCGCGGAAUCUGCGGAACUGCUCUGACGGCGGGUGCGCUCGCUGCAACGCCGGCGAGGCCGGGUCCGGCAUCUCGCUCGCCACCUGCCUAUGCCUGCACGCCGAGGAGAACGCCCUGCUCGAGGCCGGGAGGGAGCGCAUCCGCGACGGGAGCGUCCUGUACUGCGACACCUGCCCCUGCCUCACCUGCAGCAUCAAGAUCGUCCAGGUCGGCAUCCGCGAGGUCGUCUACAGCCAGGGCUACAGCAUGGACGGCGACACGGCCCGCGUCUUCGGCGAGGCCGGCGUCAAGCUGCGCCAGUUCUCGCCCCCGGCGAAUGGGUUGAUACAUUUGGAGAAGAUGGAACUCUACUAG